Messenger RNA from Magnolia sinica, 839 nucleotides. RefSeq names its product small ribosomal subunit protein bS16m/bS16c. Gene Ontology annotation, molecular function: structural constituent of ribosome. The transcript is spliced from 4 exons. The record is from RefSeq and is a predicted model, not a curated record. The coding region runs from base 189 to 605 and encodes 138 amino acids. Gene Ontology annotation, cellular component: ribosome; small ribosomal subunit. Gene Ontology annotation, biological process: mitochondrial translation. NCBI's taxonomy places the organism in Eukaryota, Viridiplantae, Streptophyta, Magnoliopsida, Magnoliales, Magnoliaceae.
UUAAUGCUACGUUUACCAUUUCGAAGUGCCUGCGUAUCAAGUGUCAUAUGCAGCCGGAGUAUCAAAUACCCUUUCUCAUCUGCUUUGAUAGAGAGGAGACUGAACAGAGAGAAAAAGAAGAAGAACAAAACCCUAGACUAGAAAGAUAUUUCUCUGAGAAGCAAUAGAAGGGAGUAAAAGUUCAUAAAAUGGUAGUAAGAAUUCGAUUAUCGAGAUUUGGAUGCAAAAACCGGCCUUUCUAUCGUGUAAUGGCGGCCGAUAGUCGAUCUCCGAGAGAUGGAAAGCAUCUUGAAGUCUUGGGUUAUUACAAUCCAUUGCCAGGGCAGGAUGGUGGUAAGCGCAUGGGUCUGAAUUUCGACAGAGUGAAGUAUUGGUUAUCGGUUGGUGCCCAACCGUCAGAUCCUGUCCAACGCAUUCUUUUCAGAGCGGGGCUUCUUCCACCACCUCCAAUGCUUGCAAUGGGCCACAAAGGCGGGCCCCGUGACACCCGUGUUGUUGAUCCUAUGAGCGGCCGGUUUGUGGUGCCCAAGGACCCUGUUGUUGAGGAUCAACCAACCAACACAACCAUUGAUAGCGAUGAAGAUGAAGGCGAUGCUUCAAGCUGAGCCUAUGGAUGUCCUCAACAACCCUUGUUUGAGUAGCAUUCGGCUGUUGCACUGUGACUAAUUCCUUAGAUUGUAGAAAACAGUAUGAUUUUUGUUUUUAUUUUUUAUUUUUAAGUCGUGGCUUGAUGGAAAUUCAGUUCUAAAGAUUAGAUCUGUAAAAACUAUGAAUUUUGGACCGACCAUCCACAUUUCAUCACCAACAUGGAUUUAUUAUACAGAGAAAUGUUCAGAUGA